UAUUAUCGCAUCAUCGCGCGUCGGAUUCAACAUGGCGAGCGUUGUUUAGUUGUUAUUGAUCCACUGUUCUGAAUAAACCCCAAAUCACUGAAGCCGACCGUCUUUCUCGUCCUUCAUUAUGAGUGAUGAGAAGAACUCCGACGCUUGUAACUUCUUCAUGGGUUUUGAUGAUCUGAGCGACAGCAGCAGUGAUUCUGACCCGAAUGAAUCCGGUAAGAAGAGCCGAACCGAAUCGGAGCCGUCUGGAUCAUCCGAACCGCAGAGCCGCAAACGAGCCGCCGAACCGCUGCCGAAACCUGACGAUCUGUUCCGAUCCGUAAGCAAACCCGCGUUCCUCUAUAACCCGCUCAAUAAAGUCAUAGACUGGGACAGAAGAACCGUCAAAGCUCCCGAGGAGCCUCCGAAGGUGUUUAAGGUGUGGAAGAGUAAUGCUGUACCUCCACCGCAAACAUACGAGACAGAGGAGAAGAAGAAGGGAGCUCCUCCUGGAAUGGACAUGGCCAUCAAAUGGUCAAAUGUGUACGAGGAUAACGGAGACGACGCCCCUCAGGCUCACCGAGGCCCCGCCCACUUCCUGCCGGAGGAGGAGGAGCCACAGCAGCCAGACUCUGAUGACGAUGAACCAGUAAAUAAGAAGUCUGCGAAGAAACAACGAGUGGAAACGUUCCAGCAGAAGGAGAAGAGAAAGAGAGACAUCGGACAGGCCACAUCAGACAAGAGCUUUGUGGAAGAGGAGAAGAGAAUUCUCCGACAGAGUCUGGAGUGAAAGUUGAUGUUAAUGCUCGUUUAUGCGUCUGCACCAGUCAGGAGUCGGUCUGUGGAUACUGACUGGAACAACAGCACUUGUAUCUGGGACAUUUUAAAAUGCUUCAGUUUUUUGGAAAAUUCCUUGCAGAUGGCUUUAAUUUCUUCUGUAUUUUGGACUAUAUUGUACUCGUGAUUUUGACUGUAGCUUGCAAGGAACAUUCUGUAUUGGUUACUUUGGUUGAUUGUUGAAUUUCCAAUCAUUUAUAGCCUCCGAGUCAUGGUGUAUCUGUAUUAUUUCAUGUGUGUAGUGAUGCUGUACUGCCACUAGGUAGUGCCACAGAUAAAGAUUUGUUUCCUUGUGCUUCCAGAGUAGUCAUAUGGAUCCUAUUUGGCCUGUCAUUUUAGUUUGUAAAUGAUUAAAUAACCUCAAUUACACCUUCAGCCUUCUGGUUUCUUCUGCACAAAUCAUCGAUGUGCUAAAAGAUGUCAUUCAGGAUGUCUAGGAUGUACUUUCAGUUUUAUAGCAUCAGUGGAAGUUCUUUUGAAAUCAACCAAAAAAUGAACAUGGUACAUGGAACCGUGGUAAUAUUAUGUUGUUUUUUUGUUCGUUUUUUUAGGUGGGUCAUGGACUACUGCGUUAUACAUUGGUACGGUGGAGGCCAAAAGUCUGAGGCCACUAGUGAAAAUGCUACUAAUUGUUUUAUUACAAAUAAUUGUAUUCACUCUGUACGAUUGUGGUGAGAAGAAUAUCAUCUCAGAAUAGCAUGCGGGCUGAUGCUGUUUUGCGGCACGAGGGGGACCUACACAAUAUUAGACAGGUGGUUUUAAUGUUGUGGCUGAUCGGUGUAUAUAGAUAAUGCAAUUUCAAGACGUCAUAUCUAUUAAGAGAAAUGCAUGGAAUUUGUACACUUUAAAAAGCUAAAAUGUGACAAAUUAUGA
This is a messenger RNA of Myxocyprinus asiaticus (Chinese sucker), 1686 nucleotides long. RefSeq names its product chromosome 29 C1orf52 homolog (gene c29h1orf52). The transcript has 3 exons. The record is from RefSeq and is a predicted model, not a curated record. NCBI's taxonomy places the organism in Eukaryota, Metazoa, Chordata, Actinopteri, Cypriniformes, Catostomidae. Bases 119 to 766 code for a protein of 215 amino acids.